CAUGAAGAAACUUAAAGGUGUACUGUUUACAUUACCUUUACUAUGGACUCUAACUUAUGCAUACAAGAUUACCUACCUUCAUGUGGUAUCGGAGAUUGACUACCGCUUUUCCAGGACUAUUGUCACAAGUAAAAUAUCGAACAACAAUUCCUGGCCAGAAGAACUUCGGUUUAAUAUGGAUUUACCAGAAGAAGCUUUUAUUUCUUCUUUCAAGCUGACAGUAAGAGGUAAAGAUUACCUUGGUAAAAUUAAAGAAAGAGAGGUGGCUCGACAAGAAUUCGAGCAAGCACAGAUGAUGGGCAGAACAGCAGGGCACAUCGUAACAAGGCCGAGAAGCUCAAACAGCUUCCAAGUUCAACUAAAUGUGGCUGCUUUUGAGGAGGUGAAGUUUGAGUUAACAUACCGCGAGCUCCUGAGAAGAGUAAAGGGAUUUUACAAUCAUGUGAUUUUCUUGAGUCCUGGUCAGCCAAUCGAAGACUUCCUCAUCAGUGUGAUGAUAACAGAGUCCCAGAAAAUCAACCCAAUCAAAAUACCACCUCUACAAACGGAUAUAUUAACAGAAGGGCCAUUGGGCACCAAUGAUUUAGCAACUGUUGAAUUCUUACCGAGCGGAAACCAAGCAAUUGUGACAUAUCAACCAACAUUGAGACAACAAGUAGAGCUUUCUGAGUAUGGACUCUCCGGUAAAUUUAUCGUCCAAUAUGACAUCGAAAGAUCCCUUGAUGCUGGUGAAAUUCUGGUUAUGGACGGCUACUUUGUUCAUUAUUCCGCUCCCGAUUUACCGCCUAUACCUACAGACAUUGUUUUGAUCUUUGACAAGAGUGGUUCUAUGUUAGGUAGGAAAAUGAGCCAACUUCAGGCAGCGCUUUAUAGGAUAUUAGACGAUGUUAAACCCGAAGACAGAAUUCUGAUGCUUUCAUUUUCGGCUAACGUUCAUUCCUGGAAAGUACGAGAUGGAUUUAUGAUGAGGAACAGAGGAUUAGCGCCAGCUACUCCUAACAAUAUUGCAGAUGCCAAGCAGUAUGUCAGAAGUCAGAUGCCUUUUGGAGGAACGAAUAUUAACCGCGCCUUCGUAGAGGGAUUUAGGGAAUUCAAUACAAUUCAUGUUGGCGACCGACCUGCUAUGAUGAUUUUCCUCACCGACGGAAAGCCUACUAUAGGCGAAAGAGACCCAGAAAGGAUUUUGCAAAACAUCGUCAACGCCAACUCGGCCUGGAAUAUUCCUAUCUUUACCCUGGCUUUUGGCGAAGAAGCAGACUAUGGCAUGGCAAAGCAAAUAGCUGCAAGGAACUUUGGUUUUGCAAGAAAAAUUUAUGCACAAUCUGAUGCAACAUUGCAAAUUACUGGAUUCUAUGAAGAGAUCUCAAGCAUUCUUUUGGAAGAUGUUGACUUCAAAUACUUGGACGGUGCCUUAUACGACACUACAGUUACUGAUAAACACUUUGAAAAUUACUUCGGAGGAACCGAACUCGUUGUUGCUGGCCAGGUGAAUGAUCUCAGUCUUUUGCAGCAAGGUAUGGCGAUUACAGCCAAAAGAUACAACGGAAGUUUUAAUUUACCUUAUCCCCCAAAUCAGUGCAAAAUCCUUCCCUCUGAAAACCAAGGAUUGCCUCCUGGGCAACGUCACCCUGGAAUGAUGGAAAAACUAUGGGCUUACUUGACCAUUAAGCAAUUACUGAGAAAGAGGGAAACCACAGACGUCAUUCAGGAAAUACUACAGAUAGAAGGCGAAAUAAUCAAAAAAGCUCUUAAGUACCAAUUUGUGACUCCACUGACCUCAAUGAUAGUGACGUUGCCUGAUCAACAACAGGUACAACCUUGUACAUGUGGAGCAAUUCCACGAGCAGGUGAACUGCCGCCCGGAGGAAUUCUUCCGCCAGGAGGAAUUCCACACCCUCCGCCAGGCGGAGGGGCUCCACCACCCCCAUUCCCUCCCCCCGGUCAGCCGUUGAAUCCGAGCUUCAUAGACCAGCAUCUUGGUGGCAUACCAGGUUUUCCAAUCGGCGCAUUUGCUAAAAAGAAGGAUAAGAAAGGAGUAGUACUUGGAUCAGAUGCAGGUUCAACAGGUCCGAAAGUUGCAGAAACUAAAAAAAAAGUUCCCACUGAACCACCCACACCUGUUCAAACAGGAAGCGCUCUGUCAGCUACUCCAUCAACCCCUGCAUUUGUGAUGAAGCCAUCAAGAGGGACGGAAUCCAUAUGUUUUAAUCUUCCGCUGUCUUCAAAUUCAAAAUAUAACUUUUUGGACGUAGAAACGGAUAAACGACGCAGCACAUCGUACGUAUUCACUGCAACAAUGGGUCAAAAUUCAGUGGAUGCAGUAAAGGUUGACCGAAAGAGGAAGUGGGGCAGACCUAUGACAUUGGUAACUGUAAGGAAAAGCGAUGGUAAAACGUACAAAUUAGCAAGAGGUGUAGAUGUAAAACUCAACGGCCACGCCGAUGGAGUCGUCACCUACUUCGUUGAAAUACCCCAAAAAUGGACUCAGAACGGAUUGCUAACUGAGUUGAGUAAACUUCAAUUCACUAUCACUAAAAAUGGAGAAACCGCUACAGUAUCCAUAAGCAACGGUCCACGGGCUUCCCUCGAUACUGCAACAGCAAGCCUGAUCACAUACAAUUCCAAAACCAAUGAAAAAUGUUGGUUUAUCAAGGACUUGAACACAGCAUCACUCGGCAUAAACAUAGACAGUUUCAUUAACAUGGUAAGAAUUAAGAUGGACGAGGCGAUUAGACUAGGGAUGUUGUUGAUGAUCAGCUGUGCUGCUUUUGGCCAAGAAGUAGCUGACAAGAACAAUGUACAAAAGCCUCGAAUCUAUUUUCUUCAUGUGAACUCGGAAAUAAAAUAUCGUUUUUCAAAAACGGUCAUCACAAGCAAAGUUGUCAACCCGGGAACAGAGGCAUCUGAAACUCUCUUUGACGUUACACUCCCAAACGAGGCUUUUAUGACAUCCUUCAAAAUGAUAAUUAAUGGAACCGAUUAUAAAGGAGAAGUCAAGGAAAAAGAGCAGGCCAAGCAGGAAUAUGACGCGGCCAGGUCACGUGGACAAAGUGCUGGGCACAUAGUUGCAAAACCUAGAGAUUCCAAUAAAUUCCAGAUUCAAAUAAACGUUGCUGCCGCCGAGAAGGUAACGUUCGAAUUAACUUACCGGGAACUUUUACGUAGAAGAACUGGGAAAUACGAGCAGUUAAUUUACAUAAAUCCAGGACAAAUUGUGGACGACUUCAGAGUUGAUGUUUCCAUUGAGGAAUAUAGGAAUAUAACAUCAGUUCAUGUACCACCAUUACGGAACGAUAUAUUGACAGAUGGCAGGGAAGGGAAAAACACAGACGCAGAAAUUGUGCGCCUCUCUCCAACUGAAGUGAAGAUUUCCUAUUCGCUGACAAAGUCACAACAAGAGAUUCUGUCUGAACAAGGGAUUUCCGGACAAUUCGUCGUACAUUAUGACGUUCAACGAGAGAAGAAUUCUGGAGAAGUUAUGGUUAUGGACGGCUACUUUGUCCAUUUCUUGGCACCGGAGGGCCUGGAUCCCAUGCCUAUGGACAUUGUUUUCGUCUUGGACAGAAGCGGGUCAAUGAGCGGAAAUAAAAUGAAACAACUCCAGGAAUCCAUGUUAAAAAUCCUAAACGAAAUUAGUGAAAACGAUCGCUUUAUGUUGAUAGCCUUUGAUAACAGGUUGAAGUUUUGGCGUAGAGAACUAGCUCAGGCGACAGUUGCUAACAUCGCGGAGGCCAAACAGUUCAUUCAGAGCACCUACGCGGACGGAAGUACAGACAUCAAUUUAGCGAUGACAGAAGGAUUAAAGCUGCUUUCACAAAAUACUCAGGAAUCCAGAGCCCCGGUCUUGGUUUUCCUCACGGACGGACAACCUACUUCCGGAGUCACCAACACCAAUAAAAUUCUCGAGAAUAUCAAAAAGUUUAACGAAGUUGACAUUCCAAUUUUCAGCCUUGCGUUUGGUCGAGGUGCAGACUACGAUUUUACGAAGAAAGUCGCCGCUCAAAAUGACGGCCUUGGCAAAAGAAUAUACGAGGACUCGGAUGCUGCUUUACAAAUUGCAGGAUUUUAUCAAGAAAUUUCAACUGUUCUCAUGCGAAACAUAUCUUUCAAAUAUCUUGAUGGUACUUUAAAUGAGUCAACAGUGACUCAGACUGAUUUCAACACAUAUUUUAAGGGCUCGGAACUCGUCGUCGCUGGAAAGAUAGAAGAUAUGACAAAAUUACAAGAUGGAGUUGAUAUAUAUGCUCGAGGAUUCAACAGCGAGAAGGUUUCGCUUCGAAGACCCAUAAUUUGUAUUCUGCCGCCGCCGCGUCCUUUUCCUCGUAUUAUACCUGCCCCCACGCCACAACCUCAACCAAGACACCCAAAUAUGAUGGAAAAUCUAUGGGCCUACCUCACAAUUAAACAGUUACUUCGUGAAAAAGAUGGUCUUGAUGACAAAGAGGAAAUAAAAAACAUUGAAAAGAAAAUUUUGGACAUGUCUUUAAAGUAUCAAUUUGUUACCCCUCUGACGUCAAUGGUUGUGACCCUCCCAGACGAUUCUAAACCUAAUCUACAGAGUGUCAACACAGACGAUGAACCACAAGGCGAGCAGUUCUCGGCACUACCAUCCCGGAUAUACGGCCAAAGUGGAGCUAUACAAGGCAUGUAUGGUUUACCAGGGAGAAAUAUGAUGCCCCCGCGUCUAAUUGGUAAUCGCUCUCCUCAAAUUUCUUAUGAUAUGCACCUGAUGAAAAGAAGAAAGUUUCAUCGCCGAAUUUUCAGAACUACCACCACGACUACCAAUUCACCUGUUACAACGAGAUCUCAAGUCAGUACACCAAGUCCCUCUAGGAAGGACCAGUCGCUACCAUUCUUCCUUGUUAAAGUAUCCAAGGUGAACAUGUGCUUUGACUUACCUUUGAAAAAGUCGAAGACCUACAACAUUAUCAAGAUGACAAAACAAAAGAAUGGGUGUGCCAUGAUUGCAAAUACUGCUAGCAAACAAAACAGGACCCUCAAAACGUUUGCCAGCAUGAAGGUUGAAAAGUACAAAGGAAGAAAAGUACAUGACACGUUCCAUGUUGAAGCAUUCAAAAAUGUUCCAAGUUUCCAAUGUGACGUGGAUGGAAUAAAAUUGGACGUUGAAAAGGGUCAACAAGGACUCAGUGUGAAGGCAGAAAUUCACAGCCGCCAACGGAAACAGUAUGGCGGAAUUCUCAGCCACUUUGCUAAUAUGAAAUGCAAGAUAGUGAGACAAUUUUCAAGAAAAGGAAAAUUAAUGGCGAAGGUAAAAUGCAGACGACGAGGAAGACGUACAUUAAAGUUCAAAGUCAUUCGGAAAACAUCGCCAUCUGGUGAUUCGUGCUGGUUCCUUAACAAGAAAUUGGUGAAUGUACUAAACAUUAGUCCCACAAACUACGAGAUCAAGCCAAUCAGAUUCAGGAAAAGUUCAUUUCAAGUAAAGCACGUUAAGAAGAUGGAUCAGUCUCUAACACUAGUUGUAUUGUUGAUGAUCAACAUCGCUGCUUUUGGUAAAGAAGUAGAUAAGAGCACUGUAGAGAAGCCACAGAUUUAUUUUCUUCACGUGAAUUCGGAAAUAAAAUAUCGUUUCUCAAAAACAGUCAUCACAAGCAAAGUUGUCAACCCGGGAACAGAGGCAUCUGAAACUCUCUUUGACGUUACACUCCCAAACGAGGCUUUUAUGACAUCCUUCAAAAUGACUAUCAAUGGAACCGAAUACAAGGGUGAAGUCAAAGAGAAAAAACAAGCUAAGCAAGAAUAUGACACGGCCAAAUCACGUAGGCAGAGUGCUGGUCAUAUAGUUGCAAAACCAAGAGAUUCCAAUAAAUUCCAGAUUCAAAUAAACGUUGCUGCCGCCGAGAAGGUAACGUUCGAAUUAACUUACCGGGAACUUUUACGCAGAAGACUCGGGAGAUAUGAACAGUUAAUUUACAUAAAUCCAGGGCAAAUUGUGGACGACUUCAGAGUUGAUGUCUUCAUUGAGGAAUAUAGGAAUAUAACAUCAGUUCAUGUACCACCAUUACGGAACGACAUAUUGACGGAGAAAAAGGAGGAGAAAAACAAAGACGCAGAGAUUGCACGCCUCUCUCCAACUGAAGUGAAUAUUUCCUACUCGCUAACAAAGUCACAACAAGAGAUUUUGUCUGAACAGGGGAUUUCCGGACAAUUUGUCGUCCAAUAUGACGUUCAACGAGAGAAAAAUUCUGGAGAAGUUUUGGUUAUGGAUGGCUAUUUUGUUCAUUUUCUGGCGCCGGACCGCCUGGAUCCCAUGCCCAUGGACAUUGUUUUCGUGUUGGACAGAAGUGGGUCGAUGAGAGGAAAGAAAAUGAAACAACUUCAAAAAUCCAUGUUAAAAAUCUUAGACGAAAUUAGUUCAAACGAUCGUUUUAUGCUGAUAGCCUUUCAUAAUAGACUGAAGUUUUGGCGUAGAGAACUAACUCAGGCGACAGUUGCUAACUUAGCAGAUGCUAAACAGUUCAUUCAGAACACUGAUGCAAACGGAAUGACAGACAUCAAUUUGGCGAUGACAGAAGGAUUAAAUCUUCUGUCCAAAUAUACUCAGGAAUCCAGAGCUCCUGUCCUGGUUUUCCUCACUGACGGACAACCUACUUCCGGAGUCACCAAAACCAAAAAAAUUCUUGAAAAUAUAAAAAAGUUUAACGAAGCGGACAUUCCAAUUUUCAGUCUUGCGUUUGGUCGAGGUGCAGACUACGAUUUUACGAAGAAAGUCGCCGCCCAAAAUGACGGCCUUGGCAAAAGAAUAUACGAGGACUCUGACGCUGCUCUGCAAAUCGCAGGGUUUUACAAAGAAAUUUCUAUUAUUCUCAUGAGAAACAUAUCUUUCAAAUAUGUUGAUGGUUCUCUAAAUGAGUCAACAGUUACUCAGACUAAUUUUAACACCUAUUUUGAGGGAUCAGAACUCGUUGUCGCCGGAAAGAUUGAAGAUAUGUCAACAUUACAAGGUGGAAUCAAUGUAUAUGCUAGAGGAUUUAACAGCUUGCAGUUAACACUUCAGGGAUCUCUAAUAUGUGUUUUGCCACCGCCACCACCGCGUCAAGUUCUUCCCAUUCCAUCAGCCCCGACACCAAAACCCCAACCAAAACACCCAAACAUGAUGGAAAAUCUCUGGGCAUACCUCACGAUUAAACAACUGAUUCGUAAGAGAGACGGUAUUGAUGACAAAGAGGAAAUCUACGACAUUGAAAAGAAAAUUUUGGACAUGUCUUUGAAGUAUCAAUUUGUUACCCCACUGACGUCAAUGGUUGUGACCCUCCCAGACGAUUCUAAACCUAAUCUGCAGAAAGUCUACAUGGAUGAUACACAAGGGAAGACUUCUACUGAUUCACCAUUCAGGAGAUACAGUAAUAGUAGACGACAAAAUGUGCAAGUUAUGGGUGGUGUUAUGAAGACCCCAUCUCCAGUGGAUCUUUAUGGUAUUUUCCUCCCUCGAUUUGCUUCCGGUUUUUUCUCUCAUAUGGGCCUUGCUGCAAUGCGCCCUCAGUUUUUCUCUCAUAUGGGCGUUGCUGCAUUGCGCCCUCAGUCUGCCUCAAUAUUUUAUCCAGUCUUCAAAAGAAGAAAGUUCAACAUCCCAUUCUUCAGAACUACCAACACCAAUACCAAUUUAACAGUUACAGUCAAAUCUCAAGUCAGUACACCAAGUCCCACUAUGAAGGGUCAGACGCUACCAUCCUUCCUUGUCAAAGUGUCCAAGGUGAACAUGUGCUUUGACUUACCAUUGACACAUUCAAAGACCUAUGAUAUUAUCAAGAGGGCAAAUCAAAAGAACGGUUGUGCCAUGCUUGCAACAACUGCAAGCAAACAAAAUAGAACACUUAAAAUGUUUGCCAGCAUCAAGGUAGAAAAGUUCAGAAGAGGAAAAGUAUAUGAAACGUUCCAUAUUGACGCAUUUAAAAACGCUCCGAGUUUCCAAUGUGACGUGGAUGGGAUAAAAUUGGCCGUUGCUGAGAAUCAACAUGGACUCGGUGUUAAAGCAGAAAUUCGCGGCCGCCAAAGGAAACAGUACGACGGAAUCCUCAGUUACUUUGUCAAAAUGAAGUGCAGGAUAGGGAGACAAUUGUCAAGAAAAGGGAAAUUAAUGGCGAAUGUUAAUUGCAGACGACGAGGAAGACCUAGUCUGAAGUUUAUAGUCAUUCAGAAAACAUCGCAAUCUGGUGACACGUGCUGGUUCCUAAACAAGAAAAUGGUUAAUUUACUAAACAUUAGUCCAGCAAAACACGAGAUUUGACAGUAGUGUUUUUAUUUUCAUAUCAUGUGCCUUAUCAAACUAUGCCAUGUCUAUUUCAUUUUAGACAUUUCACUUGUGUGUUUAUAAUUUUCAUUUGAAUAAUAAAGAUUUGAAAUCAAA
Molecule: messenger RNA, 8368 nt
Organism: Saccostrea echinata
Lineage: Eukaryota; Metazoa; Mollusca; Bivalvia; Ostreida; Ostreidae
Exons: 44
Coding region: 2-8248 (2748 amino acids)
Source: RefSeq, a predicted model, not a curated record